AUGCCCGCAUACGCCCAAUCGCCGUCACACCAGCUCUCCGCGGCAGAGUCAGUCGAGCCAACCACCUCGCCAGCUGCCUCACAUGCGCUGACAGCCAUCACCGCAGGCCGAGGAGACAUAUCGCUCGGUGCCAUCGUCCCGCCCCGCACCCCCUUUGCCUUGGACAAUGACCAGGGUGCCGAAAUAUUCCAGUGCAACGCCCGUCACACGUGUCUCACAACUCUGCUAUCCUGCUACUUCCACUUAUCAAACAGUGCUCUUGGUCAUGACAAUUACCUGCUCCGCAAUUGCCCGUGCCGUGGUGCACCCCCCGACAAGCUUCAUCGCGCACCCGUCGGUGGCUUGCAACGUCGAACCGGCGCAGAAUACCCACUUACGCCAUUGUGUAUUACCAAGCAUGUCUCUCAGGCGACAUAUGUAAUAAGUACAUAUAUAUCUCACAUACUUAUGUGUGUGGACAUAUGGAGUUGUGGACACAUGCCCGUCCCUGGUCCCUGUGGCUAA
Messenger RNA from Bipolaris victoriae FI3, 504 nucleotides. RefSeq lists its product as hypothetical. The transcript has a single exon. The record is from RefSeq and is a predicted model, not a curated record. NCBI's taxonomy places the organism in Eukaryota, Fungi, Ascomycota, Dothideomycetes, Pleosporales, Pleosporaceae. Bases 1 to 504 code for a protein of 167 amino acids.